UUCAGUGCUACCAUGGGAACAGGUAUUGUUUCGAUUCUUCUUCACAACCUUCCUUAUAAUGGCACUUGGGUAUAUUGGAUCUCAGUGGUUGUUUUCGCUUUUAAUGUGUUCCUGUUCUCCCUGUUCAGCCUUAUUUCUCUGGCUCGAUAUACUCUCUUUCGAGGUAUCUGGACAGCAAUGUUGAACCAUCCUACGCAGUCGUUGUUUCUCGGCACAUUUCCUAUGGGCCUUGCAACAAUCAUUAACAUGAUCUGCUUCGUGUGUGUUCCCGCGUGGGGACAAUGGGCUGCCACUUUGGCAUGGACACUUUGGUGGAUUGAUGCCGUUAUCUCAAUCGCAAAUAACAUGUAUCUUCCUUUUGCUAUGUAUGAAACAUCAGUACCCCCCCCCCCCUUUAAGAAUUUACUAACACCGAAUUGCAGAAUGUCUCGGCAUUCCAAUCAACUUUCCGGAAUGACUGCGGCCUGGUUGCUGCCUAUUGUUUCUACCAUUGUCGCUGCCGCCUCCGGUGGGAUUGUGGCUUCGAUAUUAGAAAACGAACAACACGCUCUCUGGACUAUCAUUAUCAGUUAUAUACUUUGGGGAACUGGAGUUCCUCUGGCAAUGAUGGUGCUCGUCAUGUACUUUCAUCGCCUUACGAUACAUAAGAUACCGCCCAGAGAAGUUAUCGUGUCUGUUUUUCUUCCAUUGGGACCAUUAGGUCAAGGUUCCUUUGGUAUCAUGCAACUUGGAAAAGAAGCAAUGAGGGUCUUCCCUGACACAAACAGUUUGCCUGCGCAAAUUUCAGCUGGUCCUAUACUUUAUAUUUUUGGCUUUGUGGUCGGACUUAUAAUGUGGGGAUUCGGGCUUGUGUGGCUUUUCUUUGCGCUGGCCUCUAUUACUCGGUCGAAAUUCCCGUUUAACAUGGGUUGGUGGGGAUUUACUUUCCCGCUUGGGGUAUUCACGGUUGCAACAACCACAAUUGCAAAAGAGCUUCCUUCGUUAUUUUUCAAGGUCUUAGGCACAAUAUUUUCUGUGGUAGUCGUCCUACUUUGGAUUGUUGUUAGCAUCGGCACGCUUAUUCAAACCUGGCGAAGGAAGAUAUUUGUUGCACCAUGUCUCAAAGAAUGGGAGAGGUUGGAAGCUGAACGUUUUGGGAUGCAUUCUCGGGUUUUGAGAGAUGCCUAA
Messenger RNA from Penicillium pulvis, 1167 nucleotides. RefSeq names its product TDT family transporter. The record is from RefSeq and is a predicted model, not a curated record. The transcript is spliced from 3 exons. Gene Ontology annotation, cellular component: plasma membrane. Gene Ontology annotation, biological process: sulfite transmembrane transport; transmembrane transport. Gene Ontology annotation, molecular function: sulfite transmembrane transporter activity. NCBI's taxonomy places the organism in Eukaryota, Fungi, Ascomycota, Eurotiomycetes, Eurotiales, Aspergillaceae. The annotation marks the transcript as partial.